UGCAAGGCCGACCGUGCAGCUUUCUUCGAGAAUGUCGCUCAGGACAUAGCCAGCAGGCCGGCAGGGGAGCUGCAUGUGGCGGUUAAGCGGGUUAUGCGACCCAAGCGCUUCCGCAAGGCCUCUGCUGACCCUUUGCCCCUCUUGAUCGAUCAUACCGGUGCUGUGUGCCAGUCAGAAGCCGCAUCUCGGGACGCAUGGCGGAGGCACUUUAGUGCGCUUGAAGAUGGGGUCACUGUGUCAGCUGCGGAACUGGGACUCUUUGACGGCACUGACCAGGUUGAUAUUCAUCAUGUGCCGACGAUUAUCGACCUCGAGGCCGCCUUUCGAGCAACCUCCCCUGACAAGGCGUGCGGACCGGACAUGCUACCGCCGGCUCUUUGCCACUACUUUGGGGCCGACCUUGCCCAGCUCUUUUGGCCCAUGGUCCUCAAGACCGUCUUUAGGUCCGCGGAAGCUGCCCUUCAUCGCACCAUGCGCUCCCUGGCGAUAGACCACUGGAAUCGCUGGGCUCUCCCGAUGCAGAUAGGAGGCAAGCGUGGAUGCUCGGCCCACUUUGGACAUUUCGCCUCGCGGGCAUUUAUGCAUGUCGCGCGCUCGCGCGCAUGUUCGGCUGGGGUUCUCUUUGUAGACCUUGCGGCGGCAUAUUAUAGCGUCGUCAGAGAGACCAUUACGGGCGACCAGCUCGGCGAACGCAGCAUCUCCGAGAUUGCCGCCACGUUACAUCUUUCCCCCGAGGACCUGCAACUCCUCAGCCGCCAUGUUGCGGAGGACCCAGUGUUGUGCGAGCAGCAUGCAGCCACGCUACUUACUGAGGUCGCAAGCGAAAUGCACAGUCAUACGUGGUUUGUGCUUGCAGGGGACGCAUCUCUUGUCAGGACACAUAGGGGCACGCGGCCGGGCGGGGCCCUGGCAGAUGUUAUUUUUAACAUCCUGUUUGGACGAGUUCUGCAGCGCAGAGACUCUGACGAACUCCAAGGCACUGGAUUGUCCCUGCCAUGGGAUGCCGUUCGUAAUCCCUUUGCCAUUGCUGAUGCGUCGUCGCCCCGAAUCACAGUACAAGAUGUCGUGUUUGCCGAUGACUUAGCCUCUUUUGUGAUUUCCCCCGGCGCUGCUGGCAUUCGAGCGGCACUCAGCAAU
Symbiodinium sp. CCMP2456 is the source of this 1137-nucleotide messenger RNA. The record is from the annotation of a GenBank genome assembly. Lineage: Eukaryota; Dinophyceae; Suessiales; Symbiodiniaceae.